Messenger RNA from Australozyma saopauloensis, 336 nucleotides. RefSeq lists its product as uncharacterized. Gene Ontology annotation, biological process: mitochondrial respiratory chain complex III assembly. The transcript has a single exon. The coding region runs from base 1 to 336 and encodes 111 amino acids. Gene Ontology annotation, cellular component: mitochondrion; Cbp3p-Cbp6 complex. NCBI's taxonomy places the organism in Eukaryota, Fungi, Ascomycota, Pichiomycetes, Serinales, Metschnikowiaceae. Gene Ontology annotation, molecular function: ribosome binding. The record is from RefSeq and is a predicted model, not a curated record.
AUGUCCAAAGCUGAGCUCGCAGAAAGAAUCCUUUCGGUCUUGAAAACCCUUCCCAAGGACAGAAUAAAGCACUACGCUUCCUUCAAAGACGUCCAGAUCGCCAGAUUCCUGGACGCUGCCUUUAUUGAGAAGACUCCCGAAGAGGACUUGAAGCUUCAGUACAUCGCUCUUCGUGACUUGGUCAACGACAAGUACAAGAACUACUACAAACUCGACGACAAGCUUUUGAAGCCCAAGGGUAACCCACAGUACUACGACAGAAUCAUGUCUGAAAUCAAGGGCGAGAAGAAGGAGACCUGGCUCUCUGCUAUGAGAACGGUUGUGUUCGGAAAGUGA